AUGGCGCUCAAUGGCCACCAAACUGCCUCCACCAGCGACACCAAGUUCCCCUCUCCCUCUGCCGCUGCUCCACGAUGGUUUGCUACCGAGGGAUUUCGCGUCACAACGCAGAAAUUGCCCAUCCUCAAGGCCGGGCCCAUAGAAGAGAUGACCGAGAAACUCGGCAUUGCUCCUCCCGAAAUGAUCUUCGGCGACAAUUUUGUGUCCAUCGAACACCCAUCGUCCGGUUGGGGGAUCAAAUUUGAUGCCUUCGGGGCUUUGGAUCGGGUUGACAAGACAGGAGAAAAGAGGUUGAAGGUAGCAUACUCGAAGGAGUGGCAGCAGAGCAGAGAAGACACGCAUGAUAUCAAGGAGGUGGUGAAGCCCUUCGACUGGUCUUACACGACUGACUACAAGGGAGAGCUGGCGCCCCAAGGGCCGCAGUUCCAAGCGUCCACCGAGCCAAUCCCCUUGGAGUUAUUGAAGAGACCAGAUCCCAUUUUGUUCUUCGACGAUGUGAUCCUGUACGAAGACGAGCUGGCCGACAAUGGAAUCACCAUGCUUUCCUGCAAGAUCCGGGUCAUGCCUGCGCGAUUGCUGCUUCUCUGUCGUUUCUUUAUGAGACUCGACAAUGUCAUGUUGCGGCUGCGCGAUACCCGCGUCUACAUUGACUUUGAGAAGAAGGAAGUGACUCGAGAAUAUGUUGCCAAGGAGGAGGGUUACGACAAGGUUCGCGACCAGCUGGCAGGCAGGCGAGAUGAUGUGGCUGCUGUGCUCAGAGACCCCAAUCAAGUCGCCAAUCUUCUGCCAGUCGUGGAGAAGACGCUCGAACAGGUUGAUCUAGCAAAGUGA
This is a messenger RNA of Capronia epimyces CBS 606.96, 831 nucleotides long. RefSeq lists its product as uncharacterized. The coding region runs from base 1 to 831 and encodes 276 amino acids. The transcript has a single exon. Gene Ontology annotation, cellular component: cytosol. The record is from RefSeq and is a predicted model, not a curated record. Lineage: Eukaryota; Fungi; Ascomycota; Eurotiomycetes; Chaetothyriales; Herpotrichiellaceae. Gene Ontology annotation, biological process: TOR signaling.